This is a messenger RNA of Mycena citricolor, 1070 nucleotides long. NCBI's taxonomy places the organism in Eukaryota, Fungi, Basidiomycota, Agaricomycetes, Agaricales, Mycenaceae. The record is from the annotation of a GenBank genome assembly.
CUAUCGUGUUCACUUCCAAUGAUCAUCUCUCAUGGCCUCUAUCGCUCCCCAGGUACUUUUCUUCCGCGGUCAGCACCGACAAGAACAGACGGGAAUUCGUCAAGAGUAUCGUGUCCACCUACUCGGAGUUCAAACUCAACGGCGUUGACCUCGAUUGGGAAUACCCUGGCCAUCAAGGCGAGGGCUCAAAUCAAGUCAGCCCCAAAGACUCUGCCAAUUUCCUGCUGUUUCUUCAACUGCUUCGUUCCUCCCUGCCGCACACCGCCGUGAUCACUGCCGCCGUCCUCCUCACCCCUUUCUACGGCGCAUCUGGGCAACCCCUGAAAAACGUGACUCAAUUUGCAGAUGUACUGGACUGGGUGUUGCUGAUGAACUACGAUAUAUGGGGGUGUCAGUAGUGCUCAUCUGUAUUCUGCGCGCUCUGACACGCUGCCGCAGCCUCCAGCGACCCGGGUCCCAACGCGCCCUUGUCCGACACCUGUGGCAACUCAACGCAAGCUGACGAAAAUGCCGAAGGUGCCAUCAAAGCGUGGAUCAAGGCUGGCUUUCCCGCUUCAAAGCUCGUUCUCGGUGUUCCUGCUUACGGCUAUGUGUCUCAAUCUCAGGCGACCAGUCUGCGGACUCGGGAUGACGCUGGGACCGUCCAACUGACUGGAGACGGAGACCAAAUACAGUUUCGAGAUCUCUUGACUCAGGGGGCACUGCUGCUCAACGCCGAGAAGAGAGACUUCAUCGGCGGGGGUGGGUUUACCAAAUUCUGGGACCAGUGCUCGAGCACCCCGUUUCUGCAAUCGUCAUCCGCCAAACAAGUCGUGUCGUUUGAUGACUGCCAGUCGCUGCGAUUGAAGGGCAAUCUAGUCAAGCAGAAGGGAUUGAGAGGUGCCAACUUGUUUGAUCUGCAUGGAGAUACGGACGGCUGGCAUCUGACCGACGCUGUGAGGGAAGGAAUGGACUUGCGACAUGUACACUAGUAUCAACUCGGCGAUAUCUGCAUCAUUCUUCGCCGUUUCGAACAAUUUUAGCGCUUUGCUAGGGUAUGAGCGUCUCCUGACGGCGUAUGGACCAGAUAG